Molecule: messenger RNA, 1814 nt
Organism: Solea solea (common sole)
Lineage: Eukaryota; Metazoa; Chordata; Actinopteri; Pleuronectiformes; Soleidae
Product: zinc finger protein ZFP2-like
Exons: 1
Source: RefSeq, a predicted model, not a curated record
UUACUCCUUUUUAUGUUGUGAUUGUUUUAUCUUUGUGUUGUUGUCAGCAAUGUUGCAACAUCCCUGUGUCUUUGUCUGUAGAGCUUCCACAGCAGCAUGACCCUAAAGAGGAGGAGGUUCUCACUGAGCAGCAGCUCUGUAACCAGGAGAGGAACUCCAGUCUGGACCAAGAGGAACCAGAGUUACUACAGAUUAAAGUGGAGCAGGAGGAAAUCUGCACCAGUCAUGAGAGAGAGCAGCUUGAAGUGAAGCAGGAGGCUGAUACAUUAUUGUUGACUACUGUUAAAGAGGAAAGUGACCACAUGGAAUCAGAACCAGACAGUGACCACCGGCUCCUCUCUCACAGCUCUCCUGCAGCUCAGAGUCAGAAACCCUUUUCUUGCACAACAUGUGGAGGGUGUUUUAUUUCGCGUAAGGAAUUGAUAGUCCAUGGAAGAAUUCACUACGGUGAGAGGCCAUAUUCCUGUAAAACAUGUGGAAAGCGUUUUAUGCGAAGGCAUAAUUUAAUAAUCCAUGAAACAAUUCACUCUGCUGAGAAUCCAUAUUCCUGUAGAACAUGUGGAAGGAGUUUUUGUCGAAGUUCGGAUUUGAUAAGACAUGAAAGAAUCCACACAGAUGAGAGGUCAUAUUCCUGUAAAAUAUGUGGAAAGUGUUUUGUUCAUAGGUCAGCUGUGAUAGUCCAUGAAAGAAUUCACUCUGGUGAAAAGCCUUAUUCCUGUAAAACAUGUGGAAAGCGUUUUUCACGAAGGCCUAACUUGACAGUCCAUGAAAAAAUUCACUCUGGUGAGAGGCCAUAUUCCUGUAAAACAUGUGGAAAGCGUUUUCUGCGAAGGCCUCAUUUGACAGUCCAUGAAAGAAUUCACUCUGGUGAGAGGCCAUAUUCCUGUAAAACUUGUGGAAAGCGUUUUGUGCGAAGGCCUUAUUUAGUAACCCAUGAAAGAAUUCACUCUGGUGAGAAGCCCUAUUCCUGUAAAACAUGUGGAAAGGGUUUUAAUCAAAAGCGGAGUUUCGUAGAACAUGAAAGAACUCACACUGGAGUGAAGCCCUAUUCCUGUAAAACAUGUGGAAAGCGUUUUGUGCGAAGGCCUGAUUUGAUAGUCCAUGAAAGAAUUCACUCUGGUGAGAAGCCCUAUUCCUGUAAAACAUGUGGAAAGGGUUUUAAUCAAAAGCGGAGUUUGGUAGAACAUGAAAUAACUCACACUGGUGAGAAGCCAUAUUUCUGUGAAAUAUGUGGUAAGUGUUAUAGUCGAAAGAUGCGUUUGACAGUCCAUGAAAGAACUCACUCAGGCAAGAAGCCAUAAACCUGUACAACGCGUGGAAAGUGUUUCAGUCAAGGUUUGUCUUUGGUAGAACAUACAAAAAAACUCAUGUAGGUGAGAAGCCAUGUUUCUGUAAACCAUGGAAAGUGCUUUAUUUGAAAGGAGAAUUUGACAAUCCACAUAACACCACACAGGAAUGAAGCCUUUCUCCCGUGAAACAUGUGGAAAGGAUUCUUGAUAUAAGUUCAGUUUGAUAGAACAUGAAAGAAUUCAUGCAGUUCAACCAUCUUAAGUUUUUUACAUUCCAGCAUUAUUUCCUCCCCCUUGGCCUCUUUUCCGUGAAAAUAAUUUACACCUCCAUGGUUACCCAGGUGGCACCCGGGUUUAUUUUUCCAGUAAACCCUACUCAACCCUCCCACCCUGUUCCCUCUCCAAUUUCCUGGUGCCCAUAUAAUCAAUAAAACCCCCUCUGUGAAAUAAGAUUUUUUUGGGGGCUUUUUAUGGCCUUUAGGAAGGUUUUACAAAUGUGAAACUCUGUGAAUUUAAAAUAUAGAA